AUGAAGACGCUUCAGAAGACGAGAUACCGGAAGAAGAAGAGGAAGAUGAGGAGGGAGGUGGAGGAAACGCCGGUGAAAAAACGCAAGGCUAUCGAUAACAAGCCCAAACCCAAGAAGCGACGUAAGCCCGUCAAUAAGUUUAUCGAGGAGGAGGCCGAUGUUGAUGAAGACGAAGAGGAGGAGGAAGAAGAAGAAGACGAUGAUUUUUAUCGCUCGGAGCGCCAAAUGGCCGAAGAAGCAGAAGCUGGUCACUCUUACCGUUACGAGCCGCAAGACCGCACACAGUUUGACGAGUCGGAGAGUGCCGAGGCCAUUGUCAAUCGCAUUAAGAAACGUCACCAACAAAGCCGCAAGCAAUACGACGGUGAGGAGGAUGGAAGUGAUGUGAUCCAGAGCGAUGUCGCGCAACAGUCACUUCUUCCAUCUAUCCAGGAUCCGCGCAUGUGGGUAUUUAAGUGCAAGCCUGGUCGCGAGCAGCAUCUUGUGAUAGCACUCAUGAACAAGUUCAUCGAGUUUUCGCGCCGCGGUGAGCCUUUGAUGGUCAAAUCUGUGGUGGCCUCCAACUCAAAGGGUUUCAUCUAUGUGGAGGCAGAGCGCGAGCCACAUGCGAAAGAUUGUCUGAGCGGUUUACGUGAUGUACAACAGUGGUCGAUGAAGCUAGUGCCUAUCCAUGAAAUGACAUCGGUUCUUAAUGUGCAAACACAGAGAAAGCCGCUAGUUGCUGGCGCUUGGGCGCGAAUGAAGCGCGCAGGAUUGUACAAGGGUGAUCUGUGCAAAGUCAUUGAAAUCCUUGACAAUGGAGCGCGAGCUGUCGUGAAAAUGAUUCCGCGGCUGGAUCCAACUGUACUGGCUGGCGGUGAACAACCAAAAUACAAAAAAGGUCAACGUCCGCCGCAAAAGCUUUUUCACACGAACAUGGUUCCUGGGGCAGACGUAGCUCGUCGCCGGUAUCCUUCAACAGGUGAAAUGAUGGACACUUUUGACAAUGACUAUUACCAAGAAGGUUUUCUUAUCAAGGAGGUGAACAAUGCUACCAUGUUGACAACAGAUGACGUAAAUCCGACGCUGGAUGAGAUCAAUCGUUUUUCGUCCGUUGCGGGGGAAGAUGGUGAGCAUACUGCUGAAGAAAUGCUGGUUUCUGUAGAAGCUGAUGAUUGGAAAAAUAAGGUUGAUCUCACUAAGGGUGAUACGGUGCGUGUCAUUGAGGGCGAUUUGAUCAAUCUCAUGGGUGUCGUGCUGAGCACUAAUACAUCCAAUGACACCGUCCGUGUUAUGCCGCUUCACGAAGAAAUUAAGGACACAAUCUUGGACUUUCAAUUGAAGCAGCUUAUGAAGUACGUGAAGGUUGGCGAUCACAUUAAAGUGGUAUCUGGCAUGUAUUCGGGCGAGACUGGCACAGUUGUGGCAGUGGACGAUAGCGAAGGUGCUCCCGUAGCUAUUGUGCUCGUGGAUAGUAUGGCACGUGAAAUUCAAGUGCGCGUUUGUGAUUUGCAGGAAUCUGCCGAGAUUUCUCAAGGAUUAGACUCAUACAAGGGUAAAGAGCUGUACGACCUUGUUGCUCUUGCACAUGGUGAUGUGGGCAUGAUUACGCAUGUCGGGCGUGAGGGCUUUACGGUACUUUGUCAGAAUGGUCAAUCUAGGACUAUCUCCGAUCAGGAGGUGCAGCGCAAAAUCGUAUCUUCGCGCACAACAGCAGCACUGGACAAGAAGCACAACCAUAUUAGCGUUGGAGAAAUGGUUAAUGUUGUGGAAGGUACAUUUUCAGGCCACAGCGGAACCGUAAAGCACAUAUAUCGGACAUAUCUUUUCGUUCACAACAAUCGCAUCACGACCAACUCGGGUAUCUUCGUGGCACGUGCGCGUGACGUGAUCUUGUCAGGAAGUAAGGCGCGCUCGGAUAUGAUUAUAAACUCAACGGUACCUCGAAUGGAUGCCGGGAUGCGCCAGCAAAAUCAGCGAGGUGGAAGAAACCCGCGCGAAUCCGAACUGAUUGGGCAGACAGUGAAGGUGAAAAAGGGACGCUGGAAAGGCUACAUUGGUAUUGUUGUGGAUGAAAGCGAUCAAAAGGUCAAGGUAGAAAUUCAUUGCAAAGCAAAGGUUGUGGAUAUUGAUCGAUUGCAUAUUACUAUUGCUGGAACGCGUGAUGGCGGUUUGGUAGACAAGCCUCGCUAUGCUGGAACUCCUAUGACUGGCGCCACACCGCUACCAUCACAGACACCACUUCAUGGCAGUGCGAUGACUCCGAUGGCAACGCCGCUGCAUCGUGGAAUGGGUACUCCGCAAUCAUCUGGACGCGCUAGUGAGGCGUGGAAUGUUGCGAACGACGAUGCAUUGCUGGAGACGCAGAUGAAUCAGGAGAAGGACAUUACUCACGCUACUAGCUUUGGGACGCCAUUGGAACCAGCUGCGCCGUCGAGUGAUAUGUCAAGCAGUCGCUAUUCAAAUUCGACGACACCAAUAGCUCCGCGUUCUCCAAUUGGAGACGGCAUGAUGCCUGUAACCCCAGCUGCAAACCCUACAACUCCUGGAUUAAACUCCACGGCAUCUGGACUGCAGCCGAGGACCCCAGCUUUUAUGAUGGGCCAUAAUCCGACGACUCCAGGUCUGAACCCGAUGACACCAGGUUUGAAUCCGACAACACCCGCUCAUUUGUCUGCUGCCACACCUGGUAUGGGUCACGAACCAAUGGGAAUGGAACCAAUGACUCCAGGCUUUAAUCCUGCGACACCUGGCUUGUCGGCAAUGACCCCUGGUCUUAACCCCGUGACUCCAGGAAUCAAUACGCCGGGGUACAACCACAACCCAAUGACUCCCGGUUUUGGCAUGGCAACUCCCAUGGGUCGUAUGAACUCGGCAUCCACACCUGUCGCAACGCCUGGCAUGAUUGGUGGCAACGGGGUUCCUACGACGCCUGCCUUCAACCAGGAUGCAAACGACUCAGCGGGCGGACCUUCUAGUGGAGAAGUAACGUGGAGGAUGAAGGGCGUGGAGGUUGAAGUGAUUGCUGGUGAACACAAUGGCAUUGUGGGUGCUAUCACCAGUGUGAGCGGUGGUUCGUGCUCACUUGAUGUAGACGGUCGCAUGAUCACUCUGUCGUUAAAUGCUGUGCGGCCGGUGGUGCCAGAGAAACAAGACACUGUGAUCAUCUUGUCAGGAGACGAGGCAGGCACUAGGGGCUCGUUGAUCGGUACAGAUGCCUCGGACGGUAUUGUGAAGGUUGACGGUGGCUCUGAGAUUAAGAUUUACGCAAUCGCGUCGCUGGCGAAGAUGGCGCAGUAA
Peronospora belbahrii is the source of this 3279-nucleotide messenger RNA. The record is from the annotation of a GenBank genome assembly. NCBI's taxonomy places the organism in Eukaryota, Oomycota, Peronosporomycetes, Peronosporales, Peronosporaceae.